Molecule: messenger RNA, 1170 nt
Organism: Solea solea (common sole)
Lineage: Eukaryota; Metazoa; Chordata; Actinopteri; Pleuronectiformes; Soleidae
Gene: brix1
Product: brix domain containing 2
Exons: 10
Coding region: 36-1061 (341 amino acids)
Biological process (GO): rRNA processing; ribosomal large subunit assembly
Cellular component (GO): nucleolus
Molecular function (GO): rRNA binding
Source: RefSeq, a predicted model, not a curated record
ACGCGAGAGUUGUAUCUGCGUUGUAGGAAACAGUCAUGGCAGCGUUCAAGAGAAAACGUGGGGGACAGACUCUCGUCGGUAAAAAGGCAAAGAAAGUAAAAAUUGUUGCAGACGGAGCCGAUGCAUCGAUUGAAACCGAACAGGAGAAUAAUAAUGAAAUCACUGUUCCAGCUCCGGUGUCGGGGGGCAAAUGGACCAACAAGGAAAGAGUCCUCAUCUUCUCCUCAAGAGGCAUCAACUUCAGAACAAGGCACCUGAUGCAGGACCUGAGGACCAUGAUGCCUCAUUCAAAAGCAGAUACAAAAAUGGACAGAAAGGACAAGCUGUUUGUUAUCAAUGAGGUGUGUGAAAUUAAAAACUGCAACAAGUGCCUAUUUUUUGAGGCCAAGAAGAAGCAGGACCUCUACAUGUGGAUUUCUAACAGCCCUCAUGGACCUUCUGCAAAGUUUCUAGUUCAGAAUAUUCAUACAUUGGCUGAACUCAAGAUGACAGGAAACUGUCUCAAAGGAUCCAGGCCACUGUUGUCAUUUGAUCCAAAAUUUGACAGUGAGCCUCAGUAUGCUUUAUUGAAGGAGCUAUUCACCCAGACGUUUUCCACUCCACGCUACCACCCUAAGAGUCAGCCUUUUGUUGACCAUGUCUUCACAUUCACCAUUGCAGACAACAGGAUAUGGUUUAGAAACUACCAGAUCAUCGAGGAGGACGCCUCUCUGGUGGAGAUCGGACCUCGCUUUGUUCUCAACCUCAUUAAGAUCUUUCAGGGGAGCUUUGGGGGCCCUACGCUCUUUGAAAACCCAGACUUCAAGUCUCCAAACAUGCACCGCAGAGAGAUUCGACUUGCAGCAGCGGCAAAGGUCCGUGAGAAGCAGAUGGUGAAGGAGAUGCAGAAAACGAAGAGGACUGAAGCCAAGACUGAUUUGACCACGGACGUUACAGCUGACGUCUUCCGGACACCUGCUGAGGAGAAGCCUGUUCUCAUUGAAACAGAACCACCGGCGCCCAGAGUGGCAAAGAAAAAGAAAGUUAAUGGUUACAUAAGGCAAAGGAUGGCACGCAGGUAGCUGUGUGGACUAUAUGGAGAUGAGUGAAUGACUUAAUGUGGUUUUGGUUCAGUUUUGUCUCACCGAAGACUGAUUAUAAUAUGAUUAUAAUAACGCAUCAUCACAGAAA